Molecule: messenger RNA, 1249 nt
Organism: Neurospora tetraspora
Lineage: Eukaryota; Fungi; Ascomycota; Sordariomycetes; Sordariales; Sordariaceae
Exons: 2
Coding region: 199-1041 (280 amino acids)
Source: RefSeq, a predicted model, not a curated record
UGUUGAACCAACCUGCCGUGCGCUUUCACUCCAGUUUUGAUCCGCCAGUGGCUAUUAUUUGACCAGCACAUUCAAUUUGCGCAUCCCGACAACGCCACGACCGCCUACUGGAUCGAUCAAAUAGUCAGUUGACGCCGUGACAGCCUGGAAGGCGCCCCUACAGCCAACAAGUGCAAAGCAAACAAUCUACGCUGUGCUAUGGCUCCUCCUGUCCACCCCAAGCAGCCGCCACCGGCAGAACCGAUUCAUUCUGGCCGCGCAUUCGACCCGUGGAAUUCGGUAGCGGCCGGCCAUCAGCGAGCCGAAACUCGGGUGCCAACCGGGUGGCGUGAAUCUCGUGCCAGGAAGCUGCAGAGUCAGUUCCGCGCCGGCCCUUCCGGUGGCGACCGAAUCUCGGACUUUGUUGGGGCUGGCGCCCAAGAUUUCGACGAGAAGCGUGGCGUCCUGAUCCCAAAGGAGGUACGAGCUCGCGCACUGAACAGCGUUGCCGAUAUGCUACGGAACCCUGGCACCAUGGCGACGGCGUCACAAACAAGUUCGCAGUCACCGUCAUGUCUACCAGAAGAGGAAGGGCUACGGAAAGGGAUUGGGCAUGUUGAAGACGAGGAAACUCGACAGCAAUGGCAGGGAAAGGAGGAGGGAGGCUCAAGCAACAGCAGGAAAAUCUUCGAUGGGUUGAAUAUCUACGUCAAUGGUAGCACUCAUCCUCUGAUCUCUGAUCAUAAACUGAAGCAAGUCCUCGCCGAGAAUGGCGCUCGUAUGUCUAUCCAUCUCGGCCGCCGCCAAGUCACACACGUCAUCCUAGGCAAACCGACCGGUCGAAAUACCGGCGCCGGUGGUGGACUCGCCGGCGGGAAACUGGAGAAAGAGAUCCGCAGAGUCGGCGGUUGUGGCGUCAAGUAUGUCGGUGUCGAAUGGGUUCUGGAGAGCAUCAAGGCAGGCAAGCGGCUGCCCGAGGCGAGGUUCGCUAACCUCAAGAUCGCGGCAAAGGGGCAGCAAAGUGUUCUCUCCGCCUUCUCGAAGAACAAGCCGCCAGCAUGAUGGACCUACUAGGGCGCAUUCCGACGAUGAGGGAGGAUAACGCUGGACGAAAAGGCGCCGUGAGGACAGACACGGGAGCUUACAUGUUGUGUUGUAUGGCGGCCGCUGCCUCGACUAUCUUGGUCCUUCUUUCUCCUGUCCUGUCCAAGGUUCCGGGUUACUAUGCUUUCCUCCUCACGCCUCGCUCGCGUUAGCUGGGUGAAGUAGA